CACAAAACAUUAUGCCGUCUAUAAGUCUAUAAAUAUCACCAUCAUAUGCACACUGCUACCAUCAACUUUAAUUUUAUGAAAAUGGCACAGGAAGAGAUGAUGAAGAUGAUGAUGAUGAUGAGGAGAGGUCCAUGGACAGAACAAGAAGAUGUUCAGCUGGUUCUUUACGUGAACAUGUUCGGCGAUCGGCGGUGGGAUUUUCUGGCCAAAGUUUCAGGUUUGCAAAGGUUUUGGUGGGAGAAUCUCAAAGCUGGAUAGGGUUGAAAAGAAGUGGGAAGAGUUGCAGGUUACGUUGGGUUAAUUACUUGCAGCCUGGCCUCAAACGUGGCAAGAUCACCCCUCAAGAACAACGACUCAUUCUUCAACUCCACUCCAAAUGGGGCAAUAGGUGGUCAAAAAUUGCCCAGAAAUUACCGGGAAGAACCGACAACGAAAUCAAGAACUACUGGAGAACCCACAUGAGGAAAAAGGCUAACGAAGACAGAGCCAACAAGUUCGGUUCUUCCUCAUCCCCAUCUUCUUCAUCAUCACUCUCCAAUAAUUCCUCUUCCUCUUCCGGCGGCUCCAGCAGCCCGCCGGCGGUGAACUCCCGGCCGAUUCCGGACACAAACGAGAGGAACUUCUACGACACAGGAGGAAUAAUAUUUGAGGAUGAAACGACGCCGCAGCAGCAGCAGCAGCAGCAGCAGGAGAAGAAGAUAAUGGAUGAUCAGCAGCAGCAGCAGCAAGUGUGCUCGUCAUCAAUGGAUGAUAUAUGGAAAGACAUGGAAUUAUGGGCGGAACAAGAAAAAGGUGGUUGUACGAUGUGGAAUUAUUGGUCGGAGUGGGUAUGGACGACAUGUAGUAGUAGUAAUAACAACAGGAUGUGUCCGCCGCCGCCGCCGCCGCCGUCUUCUUCCACCGAUCGUCUCUGCUUCUUUGACAACCAAGAUUAUGCACAAUAUAAUUGACUGGAUAAAUUAUGCCCACCCACCUUCAUAUACUACUUGUCAAUUUAAUCUCCUACUUCAAUUCUCUCUCUCUCUCUCUAACCUUGUACAUAUACUUAGCUAGAUUGUAGCUUGCUGAAUCUAUCAUUUCCAUCUUCUUUUGUGGUGUAACAAUUCGAUCUAUGUUACGUUAUUGUCACAUUUGCUGCUUCAAA
Ipomoea triloba (trilobed morning glory) is the source of this 1144-nucleotide messenger RNA. RefSeq names its product transcription factor MYB59-like. Gene Ontology annotation, biological process: regulation of DNA-templated transcription. The record is from RefSeq and is a predicted model, not a curated record. Gene Ontology annotation, cellular component: nucleus. Lineage: Eukaryota; Viridiplantae; Streptophyta; Magnoliopsida; Solanales; Convolvulaceae. Bases 132 to 950 code for a protein of 272 amino acids. Gene Ontology annotation, molecular function: sequence-specific DNA binding; DNA-binding transcription factor activity. The transcript is spliced from 3 exons.